This is a messenger RNA of Thunnus maccoyii (southern bluefin tuna), 1244 nucleotides long. RefSeq lists its product as uncharacterized. The record is from RefSeq and is a predicted model, not a curated record. The coding region runs from base 227 to 808 and encodes 193 amino acids. Lineage: Eukaryota; Metazoa; Chordata; Actinopteri; Scombriformes; Scombridae. The transcript is spliced from 2 exons.
GGUAUUUAUAGCAGUAACUGGAUCUCUUCUCACCAUGAACGCUGCUCUAUAGCACAGCCGUGUGGCCCUGCACAGACAGCUUAGGCCCCUCCCUCUUACUUACACAUAGGAAGUGAAAUGCGGGACUGAAACUGAGGAGCUAAGAAAGACUUCACAGCUGGAGCUUUUACGUCUCUUUGUGGUUCACAGAAACCUCCAGCGGUGCUAAAAAAAGGACUGCUGGGUAAUGGCUUGUCUCAGGGUUCUUCUCACUCUCAUUGCCUUUCUCCUGCUGGGUCAUCACACAAAUGCUAAGAACGACGCUCCCUGCCAGCUCUCAAAAUGGAAUAACGGCUUCAACAACUUUGUCAAGCGCCACAUCCGCUCUGGGACUCCUAACUCUCUCAAUCAGAAUGAAUGGGAGACGUACAUCAAGAACAACGGGGGCUGUGACAGACCCACACAGUCCUUCCUCCAUCCAGACGAACUGGAAAAGGUUAAGGCAGUCUGCACCAACAAAGGUGGGAAGGUGUACAAGGAUAACCUGUGCAUCAGCGAUCAGCUCUUCACUUUCGUCACAGUGAGGAGUGAGCCGGGGACCUGCGGGAUCAGGAGCGUCCGUCGGGAAACUAAACAUCUGAUCCUGGCCUGUGAGGUGCUGGAAAACCAGUGUGUGCCCGUCCAUUUUGAGGGAAACUCAAGAGAUUCAAAGCCAAGUAACAACGCCAGAGGCUGCCAGGACCCACAGACUCAAGGUCACGCUCCCAGCUUUAAAAUGACGUGGCUCUGGUUGUUGUCUGUUCUUCUUGUUAUUAUUUAUGGCUAUUAACAUUUUUUUUUAAUUUGAGGAACUGGAUGAGACUGUUUUUAUCAGUGGACAUUUUGCUCUUUGGAGUCAAAGCCAAAGCCAUUUCAAGAAUUUUUUCGCUUUAAAACUAUUCAAUCUUAAACAUCACUACUAUAUCAACCACUUUUUAAAAAAAAAAAAAAGUAUUUUAAAUAUUUUUAAAAAUAUUUUUCUAUUUCCUACUAUAAUAUGCUUGUGUAUAUCUGUGACUUUGCUUUUAAUGGUUGUGAAUGCAUCUUUGAGAUUUAGAGCAGGGAUUAGUGCAUGGCAUCUCAUUUCAUUUUCAUUUACAUUUAGUUUGGACAUUUAUUGCACAGAUGUGUUCAAAUCGUUGACUUGCAAACAUUUUACAUUUAAAAUAAAGGAAUAAAAAAGUGAUUAAAUUGCAUUCAUCAUUUAUGAGUGACUAAACAGAAUU